UGUUAAGAGGCCAACAAGUGGGAACCAAAAAUUAGCCUAAAAAUUCUUGUUACCGAGUGACAGGCAAAAUUUUCACAGUGGGUCACUUAUAAUCGCAGCCCUUGUGUCGGGGACGACGUGGCUGCCCAGCCGUGACUCGCCCCAUUAAGCGUCCGGGUGUACAGUACUACAGUGCGCCCCCACAGGGCUGCCGAGGCCGCCAGAGUGCUGUGGUUGUCGCAGUUUGUAUCUUUUUAAAUCUUGAUCUGACUUGUGCCCAUGCAGUAAAGCCAAGGACUCGUCUUCGUCCUAUUUACGGUAACUACUCUCAAAAUGAAUCGCCGAGUGUACCGGCGGGCGUGACUUCAUUGUAGCACCGAAAACGGCAUGACCGAAAAGCCAAUUGGAAAACAGGCGACUUUUGCCGCAGGGAUUUGGAGCAGACCAGUCCUCGAAACGAAGCUAUGAAUAGGAAGGCAGGCAGGUCUGUUCAAUCGGAAUCGCACACUGGCGCAGGGUACAGGCAGCCCGAAGAUGCUUCUCUCUGUGCACACGCCACCAGAGAUGAGAAAAAACAUCCAGACUCCAGAUUCAUCAUUGGGCGAAGAAUUCUCUACAGCAUUCCACGAAGAUGUACUCGAUUUUCCUAAGCCAUGGAAGCUUGUAGUCGUAGCUUGGCAAAUACUAGGAGGGUUUCCAAUACGCAGGAGACCGUGCCCCGAGCUAGGCGCCCGGAAAUGGCUCAUCAGCUGGAUGCUCCGUGGGAUAUCUGUCGUUGCCAUGGGAAAUGCACUGUUUGCAAACUACACCUCUUACGUUACGGUCAACUUUCAGCUGGGGGAAGGAGCUUACCUGAAGAACGCGCUGAACCGCGUGUCCCUGUUGAUCAUGACGCUGAGCAGCCUGCCCUGCAUCCUGCACGGGCUGCUCUCCGCCAGACGCCUGUCCCGCUUCAUCAACACCCUGCUGCUGCUCAUCAGGGAACUGCAGCCGGCCAACCAGCCAGGCAAGCGCGCACUGUAAAAAAGUUUAGGUAGGGCAACCAGAAUUUUAGUGCCAUUUACCAGAAUGUGUAGUAAAAUGUGAAAAGUGUCUCAGGACAAGGGAUGUGCAAUUCUAAAAAAAGACCUCAAAUCUGAACAGAACUUGAAAAGACAUUUUGUUCAGUAGUGUGUUCGAAGACUUCCUGAUUCAGAAAGAAGAGAUAUAUUCUCUGUCAACGUGAUGAAUUACCAAAAAAUGCAGAGAUAACCC
Thrips palmi is the source of this 1233-nucleotide messenger RNA. RefSeq lists its product as uncharacterized. The transcript is spliced from 5 exons. Bases 514 to 1002 code for a protein of 162 amino acids. The record is from RefSeq and is a predicted model, not a curated record. NCBI's taxonomy places the organism in Eukaryota, Metazoa, Arthropoda, Insecta, Thysanoptera, Thripidae.